Molecule: messenger RNA, 29508 nt
Organism: Porites lobata
Lineage: Eukaryota; Metazoa; Cnidaria; Anthozoa; Scleractinia; Poritidae
Source: the annotation of a GenBank genome assembly
AGGCAAUAUGGCGCGAAUGAAGUUCCCAGGAUCUAACAAGAGCCGUUCACCGGAGAAAGAAAAGUCUUUGGAUAUGUCUGGACGUACGAGAAAGGACACGUUGAUUAAAAAACAGAAGAGAUCGGUUAUCAAGCCAGUUUUAAUUAGUCUUCGAAGAUACCGCGAAAUUUUUGGAGAUUCCGAUGAAGAGGUGAUUCGAUGUCUCUGUUUGCCAUGCACAUUUCAGUGUUUUGUUUUUCAAACCCUUUCAGUUCUGUCAAUGGUCAGUGAUUUUAGGCUCAAGUGUUGAUUUCUUUUUUAUCUAGGAAGAAGAAUUUUACGGCUUUCGAGCAGAGGAUUUAGGUCUCAAAGCAUAUCGCUCUUUUUCUGUCAGCCGAUAUUUGGAUGGCAGCGAGAGAGUCAGUUAUAGGAGAUAUAAUCAUGGCGUUCGAGACACCCAUUCGCGUCAUUCAGCAGACCAUUCAUCAAAAUUGCCCCCAGAAUCUUCCCAUCAUAACAACAAUAUUAAGGAGACGGAGAAAAAGCAGACGACCACAUCGCCUAGCCAAAACAUAUACGCAAAACAGUACAAGAAGAGAGAGUCGUACGAGAGACGCUUCGCGCGUCCUGUGGUUCGUGAGGUUGUAUUCGACAAUACUUGCUUGUCACCGAAUGUGAAAUCAACAACUCAGGUGAAGGCAAAUUUUGUACCUCGAGUCCCAAAACCUCCUCAAGUAGUUCUUUCCAAAAGCAUGAAAAUAUACGAAAGGAAUUUAUUUCCCUUCGCGAGUGUAAAAAAGAAAGCAGCCGUUCCACUGGCGAAACAGUUGUUGGCAAAGGCCAAGGAGGGACAGAGGAUUCGCAAGCAAAAUUCAUCGGUAAACAAACAUAGCGACCAAGUGCGAUCGCGGUUUGGGCGAGUUGUAAAGAGUAAAAAAUUGGAUUACGACGACGUAACGUCACCCAAAUUCAAAGCAAAGAGAGAAGAAGCGAGAUCUGAAGCAGCAAACAAGAUCAAUCGAGGACAAAAGAGGCCCCUUGAGGAUGGCGAAUGUCCUCCUGAGAAAUCGCUACGACUGGCAGAGGUGAAGUUGGAGAGAAUGGAGCUACCGGCCGAUCAAAGCGUCUACGUUCCUAAUCCAGGUAUUUAUAUCGUUUAUCAUGAAUUAGCUAGUUCUGUCAACAGUUGUGAGCAGGUUGUAUUAAUUUAGAAGCCACUUGUAAUGAAGACUGGAAGUUUACUUUGACGCGAAACCCCUAACUUUCUUUGAUUCAGUUCAAUGUCAGUAAACUGUUAAGCGAAUAUGCAGUGAUGAAAGAAAGAGAAGCUUCAGACCGGGGUUAUUUUUUUGACAUGCAAUUAAUUUCUCAUCAUCAUGUGCGUACAGAAAAGGGCUUGUAAAGUAUGUGGAAUAACUAUUUUUUUAAACAAGUCCUAAAGUGUCAUUUCAGCAAGGUUGUUGAAGGUAAUGUUGAGUCAGGGAAAUUUAAUAUUUUGGGCUGCAUGUUGGGAAAGAAAAUCAUUAAUGAAUAAACCUCCAUCGAUUAUUUGAGCAUUUUGUGUUUGUAUGGGUUGCUUUAUCUGGUUAGCAUUGCAAGUAAGAAAAUAAUGAUAUUCGUAUAUAAAUCAAACAUCAUUAAAUAUUACAAGAUGAGUGAUUUUAAAAAUUAUGCACUUUCUACUUUGAGGUUGCCACAAAUACUUGAUUUUCUGAUUUUCUCUUUGUAUUUCUCUGUGCAGCUCUUGUUCAUAAUAUUUUAAUGAAGUUUUUAUUUAUACUAAUUUGAUUUUAAUGUUUUUUUAUUGUUUUGUAUUUUUGAAAUAUUACCUAUAGCCAACUAAUAAAUGUUUAAUGGCAACGUAAUUUGUUGCAAAAUAUUAACAUUUUAAGGUCCUUUCAUCACAGUACAGUUCUGUUAAAAAAAAAUUGGUGAAUUGAGUUCACCACAUUGUUUUCCUUAAAACUGCAUUGUUUACAUUACUAACAAUACAACUCGCUCUCCACUUACAAUGCUGCUUCAUAGUUUUUAAAUAUUCCUCUUCAAAGUUAUUUUUGAAAAAUAAUACAUAAGUAAUAUUGAUACAUGCAGGGUUGUCAUUAAGAGCCGAGGGCCGGGGAUUUUCCCCGGCUACUAAGAGAGUGGCCCCCGGCUACUUUUAUUGGAAAAUAGAAGAAAAAUGGAACCAAAAGAAAUCUCUAGCCGUUUGAUUCCCCGCCCACUUGUUGUGUUUACCCGGCUACUUGAAAUCUUAGUGACAACUCUGUACAUGUACAUGAGUAUAGGACUACAAACCUUUGCUGCCAUCUUACGAAGAGCCUUUUGUGGUGGCUGUGUUGUAGGUAAAAUCUUUGCUCAGGUUAAACUAGUAUGACCUUUGUUAUGUAGCCCUAAUUAUUCAUAAGAAACAAAAAUGGAGAAAAUUCUGGUUUGAUCUGAGGGUGAAUUAUGCCUGCAACAAAAUACUCAGUCAGUAAACUAUUAUUAUUAUCAUCACCAUCAUCAUCUUUAUCAUCAUCAUUAUUAUUACUAGUAAUAGUUAACACUACAGAUGCCCCCGCUCUGAAUGUUAGUGGUCAUUAGUAUUCUUGGUAAACUAUUAGCAUUAUUAUUAAUAUUAUUAUUAUUGUUAUCAUCAUCAUUAUCAUCAUCAUUAGUAUUACUGGCAACUAGAGGAGCCCACAGUUUUAAUCUGCAGGUAGCUAUUUCGCAUGUGGUAAGUACAUGGUGGCAGCAAUUGUUUAGACUUCCACGAAAAAUGAUCGGAAUGCAUGCAUGUGCAAUGCAAUCUGAUUAUGCAUUUAGACCUUGUAUCAAUAAUGUAAUGUGAUCAUGCUAGUUUGACCUUAUAACACAUGAAACUUAUGUAAAGCACCAGCUUUUGACCUCGGAUCAGAAGCCUAAAACUUGCCCGCACCAGUAUUAACCAAGAGUGUGGUGUCGACAACAAUCGAAGGUCCAAAGUCUUUUGCUCUAACAUGAUGCGCUGCUUAAGUUUCACGUGACAGAUGAUCAAAACAUGGAUGAUAAGGUUACAAGGGUUAGAAAGACGAAAUGCGUGUGAUCAAACUGCGUUUUGUUGAUUCCAUUCAUUCUUAGUGGAAGUCCAAAUGAAUGCUGGCUAUGUACAUGUGAUGCAUGCAUAAUAACUACCUGGAAAUUAGGAUUGUAGGCUCCUCUUGUCGCAGUGUGCAAAGAAAGUAGUGUCCGAUAGCCCGGGGCUAGUGGAUUUUGCUAUCGGGCUAGUGAAUUUUGUUCUUAACUUGCCCAACAGGCAAGUGAAGUUUUUUGAGGAAUUCAAAUUACAGAAGAACUAUGAAAUCAAUUCUGCUCAUCAAAAUGUUUUUAGGGCUAGUUGAAAUGACAUUUGAGUUAGUAUAUGCUAGUUUCAGCUUGCCCUAAUGGCAAGCUUUAAAAAUGACAUUCUUUGCACGCUGUGUCGCCAGGAAUUAUUAUUGUAAAGUUAGCCAUUGUUAUUAAAGGUCCAUAAAGAGAGCACUUAGCUUUAGUGUAUCAUCUUUGUUCCGAUGCAGAGUGGAGACAUAAGCUCUUUCCUCCUUUCCUUUGUUUUAGUUUAUUGCACGUGCUUCGAUUCUUUGGUCUCUGUCAUCAACAAUAAACAUAUUUGCCCAAACGUCCAUGUUUUGUCAUGUGUACAUGGGUUGAUCACUAGUUAUUAUAUAUAAUGAGUUUCUGAUAAUAAUAAUAAUCAUCAUCAUCAUCAUUGUUAAUGUUGUUAUUAUUACACUCCAUAAAAUGUUAAAUAUCUGUGUCUGAGUGCCACAUUUUGCAUUCCGAUAGAAUCUCCCACGGGAUUUGACAUCAGGCCUCUUGGUGCGAGUGAUGGUAGAAAGGUAUGAAGAUAUAUGUGCUGUUAAAUUUACAGUAUACUUCUUUCUAUAUAUUGUCCCUUUUUAGCCUACGUAUACAUUGCGGGUCAAAUUUGAUUUCAAGUUAAAUUUUUUUAACCUGGGUUGACUCUCAGUUUCCUUUGUCUUCUAGGGGUAGAAAGGAAAGGAAAUUGAGAAUCAACCUAGGUUAAAUCAAAAUUAACCUGAAAUUAAAUUUUACCUGUAUUAUAUAAAGCUACCUUGCAUUGUUCCCCAAUUCUGGGAAAAUUUUUAUGAGAGAGAUUUCUGAGUUUUGGCCUCAGAACUUGUGUACUCAUAAUGUAAAAAUACUUCUUAUAGUGACGCAAAAAUAUUCCCCAGAAAAUGAGUGUUUCUUAGAUUCAGGUAGAUUCAGUCCCUUGUACAUUGAACAAUAGCUGAAAGAGUAUAAUAUAUUUUAUUUCUUUGUCAACCAAUCAGAGCUGCUAACCGGAUUCUGUACAGAUAUGGAAUUUUUUGGGCCAACUGAGAAUCAAAGUAGUCUGAAAUGGUUAACUUGAAUUUCAGUUUAAACCACAGCAGCUAUGUGCAGUGUUCUUUCUUGUUAUUUAUGUAGCAUAGCCUUCACCACAGAAAAAACCAAACUGUGGUUAAGUCCGUCUGCGAAACAACACCAAAAUCUUUGUUCUGGGUCCCAAUGUGUGUACCAGGAUUUGAGUAAUCGUUGGGGACCCAGAAUAUGGAUAUCAGUGCUGCUUCACAGACAUUACUUACUGAGGUUAAAUUUCAUCUGCAACGCGGGCCGUUCUUUAUACAGCUGUGAUUAUUUUGUUUUUUAUUGUCAGAAUGCAAAGUUUGACUUCAAGGACAAAACUGCCAGCAAUUCCUCAGCUGAUGAGAAUCAGACUGUUACCAAGAAAACUCGCAUUAAGAACGCAAAGAGGAUUAAAAAUGCACUCACUGAAAGAAACCAUUAUCAACAGGCAAAAUUUCCUGGUCGUAAAAAACAGGGAGGAGCGAAUAGUAGAACUUCAAAUUCAGGGGAUGAGCUACCUAGCUCAAGAUUUAGAAAAGAAGGGAAACAAAUUAACAGUAAAGGAGACUCAACAUCUAUAAAGAGAUCAGAGAGAAUUAAAAUAAGGAAAAGAACACUGGAUGUUUCUGGUAUCAAACAAGAACAUGAAAAAGAAGAUCCUGAGGACCAAGUUAGCGAUUCAUCAUCCAUUUCGGAGGUUUCAUCUUUAGGUAGUAAUGUAUCUAAAAAAAGUACACCCAAUUCUACAAACAAAUAUGUGUUUAAAUCAAAACGUCUACAAGAGAUGCAAGAAAAGGUGGAGAAUGAGUUUAUUGAAGAUAAUUCAGUAGUGAACAGGGAUAACUUGGGAGAAAUUGAACAACAGGGUGGGAAUGAAAAUGCUUGUGUAGAUUCUGACGGUGGAAUGAGUAGCCGUGCAUCAUCUCGACGGUCGAGUCAGGAAGAGAAGAGAGUUCAUAAGGACUCUGAUAGUGAGUGCCAGCCUCGUAAAGGGCCGGUGGUAGUGAAGAAAAGAAAAACAAGUGGGAAGAAGGCAGCUGCCUCGAGACUUCAGGUAAUCAAAAGUGACAAUGAAAUUCCCAGCUCUAGUGAAGAUGAAGAAAGUAGCAAACCUCUUUCAGAAAUCAAAAAAGAAAUGGAGAAAUCACCUGAAGAACAAACAGAAAGGGUGGUGAAAAGAGUCAUCAAAGUUGUGAAGAAAGUACGAACAAAGAGUGGUGAAACCAAGACAAAGGUUGUGAAAAUUAUUAAGAAAAUGGGCGUGAGAAAGAAGCCAACGGAAAAAUGUGCUGUAGUCAGUGGGCGCAGGAGAGUACGUUGCGGAGUCUGCGAGGGUUGUAAAAUAGAGGAGGAUUGUGGUGUUUGCCGUUGGUGCAAGUAAGUACUUUUCAUGAUCAUAAAUGAAAGAAAAGAAACUGAAAGUCAAACCAGGCUGAAACCAUUUUUACCUGAAUUUCAUUUUGACCUACAACAUAAAAAUGUCCUUAGUAUGGGUCAGCUAGGCAGAGAAAAUAUUCUGAAACCAUGACAAAAUGUUUUGAAAACUGAAUGAUUUUGAAGGCAUCAAUAAGAUUUGAAAUUGACUGGUAGAUAUAUCAAGUGGUGGGGAAAUAAACAGCUAGGGAUUCCGUUGAUUCUAUUUUCUUCUAUUUUUAUGAAAGUCGUCAGGAGACACAGGGUUGUCAAAAGUAGCCAGCUGCCGGCAGAAAUCACUGCCUACUUGGUUAGUACCGGCCAGCUACUCUGCUUGGCAUUUCUUUAUGGAUUGCGUUUUUUUUUAAAUGAAAAUAUCCCUGAACUGGCCGCUUACUUUGACAACUCAGCUGUCUACGUCAAAACUUUCUGACAAUCCUGGACCAACACCUUCAUAGUAACCAGGGGAAAUUCCUAACUCCCCAGAACUUAAUGACAGCCCUGUAUCUUUAAAGAAAGGGGUAUUGUGUGAUGCAAAAUGAGAAUUAUAGAUUAUACGUGUUUCACCCAACUUUUUUACUGCAGGGACAAACCAAAGUUUGGAGGACCAGGAAUAUGCAAGCAAUCUUGUGUGUAAGUAGUUUGUGGUGUAAUGAUGAUUGUUAAGAUAUGUAAAAUAGUUUUACUGGAGAACCAAUGAAUUACUCAUCAUCUUUUUUUUAAAUUUCAGUGAACGCAAGUGUCUUGAUCCUCAGCCCCCAAAACCUUUGGGCAAUGCCGCACCCAAGAAGUCAGAGAAAGGUAUUUUUGGGCUCACCCAAAAUGAUUUGUUUAUGGAACACAAGAUCUACUAUAUAAAUUACUAAAGUUUCCCUUAUCUUGAACUUCAGAAACAUGCUUCCUACCUCCAUUUACUAAACCUGUAACAGGCAGGAUUCAUUCAGUGUAAAAAUUUCUCGUUCUUGACUUUACUUAAUGAAAGAAAUGCAUGUUCAGCUACGUUUAACUUUUUGUUGAGGUUGAUCUGAGAACCUCAAAGUGUUAUUCAAAGAACUGUUUUACAGUUAACUGGCGUGAAUGAGUACCGAGUAGGUCACUAUUUUACUGAAAAUGUGAUCUUUUCAUCGUCAUACAUAGAUGUAUAUCUUUUUGGAGCUUAUAUUCACAGGGGAAAUUUUGUAGCCUGAACAGGCUCAUGGCUUACAGCUGUUUGAAGUCUGCCAGUUGCUGGCUUCUAUUGAGAAUCGUCCUGGAAUUCUCACAGUUUUGAGAAUGUUAUUGGCUGGUAGAAAUUCAAAUACUGCUCAACAUUCUUGGUGUAACUGUGUGAUAAAUUUUUUGGUGUAAAAUACACCAAAUAUGACAUAUUUGUAAACCCUGAUUGUCGCUUGCAGCAGUAAUGUUUUGAAUUCAUAACAAUGCAUUGUGUUCAAAACCCUUUAAUUCCCAAGAUUGACCAACACCUAUUUUCUCUGAACAGCGUCAAUACAUCGUCAAGGAGAAUGUUAUGAGAAUUAAUUUAAUAACCACCAAAGGCAAUUAAAUGCUUUGAACUUUUGUUAGAUUCUUUCAGCUUAUUCUUGAAGGAAAUGUAUGGAUAUCGGUCUGGAGAAUCUGUAUUUAGAUACUGGAGCUUUAAGGCUCACAUUCAACUGAACGGCUUUGCGAGUCCUGUAUUCCAGAAAAAUGAUUUCGCGUAGUUGAAAAUUGCUAUCUUGAGUGUGUGUAGAGUCAAAAGCAAACACUCUGCCCAUCAAAACACUGAAUUUGACACAAGGAGUGUUUGAAAAGAAAAACACAUGAGCGAAAAGCCGCUUGGGUGAACAUGGGCCUUAAACUGACAACUAACUGGGCUUUUUGAUCAUCAGCAAAACCGAAGGUGGCACCUAAAAAAGAAGGCAUUCCCAUGAAAAAGAUUUUCAGGAAAGAACAGAGUCAGGUUCCACAAUCCAAGAAAAAGUCAAGUGUUCAAGUCAAACCACCAGCUGCUGGCAAGAGGCAGGCAGUGCUGGAUGAUAAAAACCUUGUUAAGCUGCCUUGGAGCGUAAGUUAAUGAUAGUAAUCAUCAAUAUUCCAAGGGAAUAAUCUGAUUAGCCCCAGGACCCCGCACCUUUUCACCAGUUGAGUGUUGACUGACAUUAUGUUGUAAUGUGAUCACUCGUCUCCCGCAGUUGUUCAAGUGGUUGUUUUCUUUCUUCCCUCCAGCCCUGGGGGCUUCUCUUCCCUGGGUCUCAGUUUGCUCAUUAAAGAUGCCUGAACAGAUCCACUGGCUUGUUGUCUGCUGAGGUGCGCAGGGGAUACCAGGGAUAAUAAUAACACAAACCUAGGAUUGUGAUUUUGUAAAAACUUUAAAAUUAAUUCUUUGUCUCUGGCAGAAUCUGAGCACUUGGCUUCAGAUUUAGCGGGUUUGUGGCACUAAGGCUGUGCUCUAGUGGUACCCAGUAGCUCUUGGUGCCAAACUUUUGCUCCUGGGCCACUAGAAAAUCUUUUUUUUUUUUCGCAGAAAUCAUAAUGCUAGACACCCUAGAUUUCACAGAUUGAGAGCACUGGCUAAAUUAUUCUUAGAGCACAGCCUUGGGCACUCAAAAUAAGAUACAUGUAAAGAGUAAAAUCGAUUGAACAAACCUACAGAAUUGUGCAAAACUCUAACUGGGAGCUUGUGACAGUCUUGUGCAUGGCAUGGUAGCUUUAGGAAAGUUUAAGCCAUAAUUUUAUGACUGGAACUUUGCACUACUUUGAUGCUGAAUCACCUUUGAAGAAGUGCAGGAUAGGUUUGCUAAAACCAGGGUUCUCAAUAGAAGGCGGCACCCGGCGAUUGAUCGCCGCUUACUUUGGGAUUUAUAGCCGCUUACUUUGUGUUUAAGUCGCUUUUCUUUGCUUUGUUUUGACACCUCUGGCUUUGCUGAAGAGCCUCUUACUUUAUCAGUGAUCACCUCCUAUUUAAAAAUCUAUUGAGAACCCUGUAAAACAUGACCUUUACAACCUGAGACCCUAUGGCAAAGGUGACAUUUUGUAGAGUGAAAAAGUCAAAGACUAUAAACAGUCAUGUUGAAAGGGCCUGGGGAUGUAAAAGUCAUUUUGUGUAGGAAUAUGAAAUCUGGGAUGUUAAAAGAAUAACAAUAUAUUUUUAUCAUUUAUUAGGAUAACAGUACUGAGGAGGAGAUCUGGAAGGAAGGAUUUGGAAUUUGUUUUACUGCUGGUGUUCCUAGUGCAAUAAAGGAACUCUGUUUCCUUUGCGGCAGCAAGGGCACAGAAAAGGUUUGAGGAAAAUGCUCUGUUAAUCUGUGUAAGAGAUUUUAGAAUAAUAAUAUGCAUGAAGAGAUAAUGAUAAGUUAUGAGCCUGGGCCGGAUUGUUCGAAGCUGGUUUAAGAUAACCCAGGGUCAGUGUGAAAUUUGCUUAAAAAGCAAAUUCAGUUUAAUUCUUUUGGUCUAUAAUUUGGUGAUUGGAUGCUCUAAAAAGAAUAGGGAAAAUUAUCUGAGAAAGUGCUUUAAAAUAACAGAAAAGGAAACAUGGAUUAAAAUUUAACCCCAUUUAAGCACCAAUCUGCCUUUGAACAACUUAGCCCUGGUGAACUUUCAAGAUCCAUAGUAUUAACAUUUCCAUCAAAACAUCCCCACUGUAUUAUUAACUAUGUUGCACAAGGUUAUUUUAACUUGUGAGCAUGCAGAUGAAAUACUCAAGUAUGACUGUUCAAAUAAAAGCCGCUAAGUUUUAUGUCACUGUGGACUGAUUAUUUUGUGUAAAAGUCAGCUUUUUUUCUGUCAUUUUUAUUUCAGCCAUUCUAGGAGAGUCACAUUCUUGUUUUGUCUUGUUUGUAGAUGUAUUACUGCAGAGUUUGUGCUGAGCCCUUUCAUGGGUUUUGUCUUGAUGAGACUCCGAUAGAUGAGAGCACAUGGUGCUGCGAUAACUGCAGCAGCUGUUCUGUUUGUGGAUAUCAGGAUAAGGUGAAGUAAUGGGACAGUUUCUUUUGUCCUCCACUCAUGUUCUAUUUUUUCUUUUUUCGUUUCUUCUUCCUGCAAUAUAAAGUGGCUUUGGUUCUCACUGACAAUGGAGUCAGAGUCAAACUCAUUAUCAGAAAGUUAGAGCACUUAUGAUCAAGUGAAAACACUCUUACUAUUGCUUACAAUCUAGUGAAAACUAGACUGUUGAUAGUCAACAAGCAGAAGAACUUAACUAAUCACAAGGUCAAGGUUUGGGGAAUCAGCAAAUGUAAUUAAAGGUUUAGUCUUUCUCUUCAUAUCUUGACUCUGACAAGCCUGUUUUCAAUAGAUUGUAAGCAACAGUCGAGUUAUCAGUGGAGUCAGAAAAGAGUGCAAACUUAAAUCUGUUUCUUGCAAAUGUGAUUCCAUGAAUUAUGACUCUGUUGCUAGUGAAAAACCAGCCAUUGGGAAGCUAUCUGAAAACAUACUCUGCAUUUCUAACUGUCAACUUCUUCUGCAAGGAUAGCAAAUCCUGUCAGGAUGCCCAUAAGCACCAACAUGUAUGAAAAUCUUUGAGAUUUCCUCUAGAUAUUGUUAUUAAAUGAUUCAAUCAUUUCAACAUACACUCUCUGACUGCUUAAUUCUCAGCUUCUGAUGUGUGAUCGCUGCCAGCGGGGCUAUCAUGUGGAAUGUAUAGGUCCUCAUUACCCCACAGAACCAGAAGGAGAAGAUGACGUUUGGGUUAGUGGUUCUUUUUGUUGUAAAAUUCAAACUUAAGUCAGCAACGUUACAGCAAAUACCUAUCACGGGUACACCUCUUGAAGAUGGUAUGCCUCUCAAAGGUGCAAAGCAUCUGAGACGAAGAAUCUAGUCUUUGAUUUUCCUUGAGAUACACACGGUAUGACAAAAUUGUCGAGACACUGUCAUCAAUAAUUAGGUUUAUCUUGGUAAGCAAAAUAUUACUCUAUUAAAAAUGGUUGAUAAGAAGAGGUGUGGUAGGGAAAGCUUCACUUUUCUGUUUUUAAGUAUAUAUAUAGUAAUGUAAGAAAUGUCUUUGAGGACAAAGUGUCUUAAAAUUUGUCACUGAUUGAUGGUGUUAUAAUGCAGAUGGUUUAAGCAACCUUUACGACAGAUAGUUUAUCUUGUUAUGUACAUCAGGCAGAAUAUUUUAAAUAAUUUCAUAGUGUAAUUCUUACUGUCUUGUUGUUUUACUAGGUAUGUGGUCGUUGUGUUCAGUGUGAGAAUUGUGGAAAGAGGACUGCUGGAGAGGUAAGCUGCUUACUGUAACUAAAUUAUUUUGUGGAUUGGAUAAAAAGUGUUGUGUUCUGCUGAGACAGAAAUGAAAUUUCCCUUGUGCUGGAAAUCUCUUAGGGUGCUUAUUGCCAUUUAUUUAAACCAUCAGUUUGAAAAUAGUGUGCAUUAGCAAUUUAAAUGUAAUAUUGAAAAUAUGACCAUUGCAGUUUUAAUUGCAAUUUAAUUGCAACUACAAUGUGGUGGUCCUACCUUAAUUGAGAUCUAUAAUCCCACCAUUCAUGUCAUCAUCAUUCUAUAUAACCAAUACCUUAUGGGAGAUUAACCACUAUUAAAUAUAGCCAGAUCAGCUGAAGGGAGGAAAAAUGUAGAAAAAAAUGCAUCACAUCAAACAACUGCCCAUUUUCCAGCCAGAAUAGCAGGAACCCUAUCUAACCCUUUUUUUACAAUUAAGUCUUAGAUUUUCUAUGAAGAAACACAGCCUUAUACAUGUAUAGUCAAAUUUAGUGACACUGACAACAUUUUCUUUUAGAACCCUGAGGCCUUGUGGAUGCUAGAGUUUACACAUUGCCAAGACUGCGGCCUCCAAAGACAACAGGGCAACUUCUGCCCCCUUUGCGACAAGUGCUACUCUGAUGACGACUUUGAAUCUAAAAUGGUGCACUGUGUUCAGUGCGAUCACUGGGUGCAUGCUGAGUGUCAAGGUAUCACCUUGGAUCAGUACGAGUGUUUGUCAGACUUGCCAGAAGAAGUACAGUUUAUCUGUAGGCAGUGCUGUUCAGAACAGGAGACGCUGAACUGGUACAAAGAGCUCAUGGAGGAGAUGGAAGCUGGUUAUGAACGGGUAAAGUCAAGUUUUUUUUUUGUAAACAAUAUUUAUUACAACAUUGGCUAAUCUAGAGUGCUUAUGCUGUUUACCUUAAAUAUUUCAAAAAUACAAAAUUAAUGUAUGUCAGGAUUGAACAUGCACAUAAAAAAAGCAAAAGAACAAAAAGAAAAACAAAAAUAAAUAAAUAAAUAAAACACACACACAGCAACUAACACAAGCAAUUUGAUAGCAAAAUAAACAACUGGACAAGCUGAAACAUCCUAAAGUUAAUUUGAAAAUCAGCAGUAGAAAUACCAUUUAAAAGUCAAUCGAUUUUUUUCUGUAUGGUACAAUGCCAUCUAUUUCCAACAAUUGGAAGUCUAGUUUUGUUACAUUACCUUACCCUCCUCACAUCUUCACACUCCAUAAUGCAUAAGGCCUCCACACUUCUCCUUUGUUUGUUUUCAGUAAUAGUAAAUUUUUACGUGGGGACAGGACAUUAAGCCAUCGCCCAACCCACAACCUGAUGGGCCAGUUGUUGCAAUUCGUCUGGCCUUUUAUCCAAAACCUGGCCAGCACAGUUGAACCCACCAGGGACCAUAGGCCCAACUGGUAUAGCUUCCAGGGUCAUCAAGGCACACAAAUAUCCCACCACAUUUAGGAGCAACGCUUAGGGAGGCCAGGUUUUGUUACAUUACCCAAUGGAAAUGACAUUCCCAGAUAUGCUCUCAAGUGAUUCCAGAAUCGUCUUGACCAUGAAGUUGGAGUGGAAUGCUUGGAAUAACAUCGUUGUUAGAGCAGCCUGACCAAAUGGGCUUAAAAAUGAUGAUGAUGAUGAUGAUAAUGUUGCACACUUUGUCCUUGAUUGAAUUAAUUUUUUAAUUUUCUUUCUUUUUCUUAGAUUUUGGAAGAAAUAAAAUCUUGCGAGGCUUAUAGUCUUUUCCAGUCUCUCUUUGAACAGGUAUGCCAAUCAAUAAAAAUAAUUAUUGUUAUUGCCCUGCUCAUAAGUUAUUGCAACUAAUUGUCUCAGAACCUUAUGUACAGAGCCUUUCAUUGCUAAAAGAAACAUGCUUUGCCUACUCCUGUUUCAUCUUGCAGCUACAAGUGGACAAUGGGCAUCCUAAAGAUCUGGACAGUAUUUCAGCAAAAGUGAAAGAGAAAAAGUACAUAACUGUGGUAUGUAUGUUCUUCAUGUACAGGGAAAUCUUGAAUUAAUUGCUGGCAAGCAUGAAUGAGACAGCACGCUCUUCUUUAUUAUAUAGGUAAAAUCUAAACUUUUGUUAGAAUUGUUAGGUUUCUGACAAGUUAAAAGUGUUGCCUUAUCUGGGGCCCAUUUCUUAAAGAUCCCAAUAUUUACUGGGCCCAGAGGGUUGUUUUAAGUUUGCUAUCUUUACAUUAAGAUCUGAAAAUGAUACAAUGCAAUUUAAGUUAUGCUCAGAUAAUGAAAGAAAAUGCACCAGUUUGGAGGUUAGAGCCAACACUUUCUAACAAUGAUUCUUUAGAUCGUAAUUUUAAAAUAUGCCUUUGGCCUAAAAAGGUUGCAGGAAUUUAGAGAGACUGGCCUGUAGACACUUUGGUUAAUUAGCUUUUUUGCUGAGUCGAAGAGAAAUUGGGUCAAAGAUCCAUUAUUAACCUUGCAGUCGACACAGUCAAGGAAUGCAUCUACUAUUGAAUGCUUAACCUUCCCAGGCAAUGUUGUUUACAACUAAAAUUUUAAAUCUUUCUCUGCUCAUUAUUCACCAUAUUGCUUUUGCAAUCUCAUUUCCCAUAACCUUCUUCUUCACACAUGUAGCUGUUAGUGCUAGUAUCUUCUUCCAGUUCAAAUGCAAGCACUCACUCUCAUGUUGAAACUCCUGUUUAUCAUAAUCCAAGUUAGUGCAACCUGUAAUUCUUCUGGACAGACAAGAACACAUACUCACAAAAUUUACUGACAUCUUAUAAACCCAACUGUGUUUUCUCUUGCAGGAAAGCUUUUGCCAUGACUUGAGGGGAAUUUUAGACAAAGUGUAUCGACUUGUAGAGGCUGAUCUUGAACUAACAAAACAAUGGUCUUCUCUUUUUGCAUCAUUUUGCAAGGUGAUUAUUUUGGACAUAGAUUACUAUGAUGUUAACUGUAAUAACAUCUACCAUUACUAGUUCUUUAGGCACCAGGUUUGAAAAGCUCAAUGAGAAAACAAACAUUAACUAAACAAAAAAGCAUUACUCCAAAAUCGUUCAAGGGUACAUAUUGUUUUUCUGCAAUGUUCCCUAUUGUUUUGUUGUGGUUGCUUGAAAUUUUGUUUUAUUUUUAUCGUUCUUGUCAAUGUAUGUAUUUACGACCAUUAUUUGUUCUAUAUUUUAACACUCAGGAACUGGCAUUGAUGUUUCCUUGGCAUACACUGAAGGAUAAUAAGGAGACCAGUGAGAGUCAACCAGUACUUCCUCCCAAGUAAGCUAAACAAGUUCUGAUCUUAGACCUCAAAUGUAGUAGUGUAACGAUUAAUCGAAUUCUCGAUUAAUCACGAUUAUGACCAUUCCGUUCGAUUCACGAUUCUUUGCUUCCACAUUUCAAUUUUACUUUGAUUUUCCCAUAUCUUUUCCAGGGUGCCCUCAGUGAGUUGUUAUAUUGUAGUUCGUGCGCCAUUUUGUGUUGCCUGGUAAAAAUGCUGUCCUUCAACCACCCCUUGAGAAUUUCUAAAUAAGGCAAACCAUCUUUGUCAGGUUCUCAAACAUGGCUACAAACCAAGCGACUGUGAAUCCUCCUGUUCCUGUUACUAUUCUCAAAUCACGUUAUGUUAUAAGAAUAUUAUUAAGAAACAUUUACAUUAUCGAAUCGAAAUAAUCGAAAUCGAAUUGAAUCGCAGGGAAUACGAAUCAUUACACCCUUACUCAAAUGUAGUCAAAUUCAAAGUGAAAACAAAGUAUUAACUCCAACACCAGAAUAUGAUUAUGCAUAAAAAUAACAAAGUUGUGUAAGUGGUUAGUUUGCCUCACAUAAUUUUUCUGGAGACUCAAGAGUUGGAACUACCUUUUAAUAAUAGAUACCCUUAUAUCUAACUUGAGACAGUGUUUCAUCACAAGAUCAAACACUGCGAAGAGAAAUGAAAAUAUGACUCACAGCAAUUUAAUUAUCCCAGUGUGGUUUAAAAAGAAGUAGAGAAAAGAAGCGGGUGGUGUAAAAUACAGGUCACUUUUCCACAGGUCAGAGUACAGGUCACCAUGAUACAGAUAAAUGAAUAGCAUUCAAAGUUUCUCGUAGCCCUAAACUCUUAACAAAAUGCUCUAUUAGAUUGAGGGGAAUCUGAAGGGUUUGGUAAUUCAUGGAUGGAGCAGUGACCUGUACUCUUGACCUGUGGAAUGUGACAACAUAAUCAUGCAAAUUUCAGUUAUCACUAAUGUGAACUGUUUCCUCACUGCCUUGAUUCUCAUUGACAUCUAUUUUACCUUGCGCAGUGGAUUCAUUGGACCCAGUAUUUGCUUUGAUAGCUGGGAUCAUGCAUAUGCCUGUGUGGAGGAUUCCGAAAGAAAUUCUGAUCCUAAACCUGCAAUAACAAUCCAGUCUCCCCCUCAGGAGUCCACAUCCAACUGCCCUGAAACAAAAGGUAGGAUUGUUUUACACAUGUAUGCAUCUUUCUGGUACACCGAGUUGUAUUAGCAGCAGGGCCCAGUUCCUCAAAAGACGGUUUAGUGUAACCCAGGAUUAAGCCAAAUUUUAAGCAAGGUUUUCUUGUCUAUGAGCAGGUACCUCGAGCUUACAUACUUAACAUUGAGAUUUGAGAUACAGUAAUGGCAGCAUAAAAUGUUUCUCCCAGAAAUAUAUAGGAAGGUAAAUUCAAAAAUUGAACAAAAUUUUAAUCCUGGAUUAGUGCUAAUCAACUUUUCAUAAACUAGGCCCCGGUGUGUGUGUGUGGGGGGGGGGGGACUUGAGGGGGGGAGAGGGGUGGGGAGUGGAGGGGUUAUCGGUAUGAACAUGAUGGGUGCUUGAAGCCUUGGGGGAGGGUGUUAAAUUGGUUGCUUGGUUUUGUUGAAAGGUGAAUUUUUCACUAGUAAACUUGCUCAGAGACUGUCCGUACUUUCCAUUUACAGAUAAUGAAGAAAAGAUGGAGAUUGACAAUGAGAAUGUUGCAGAAAAAACAAUUAAAAACGAAGAACCAAUGGAAUUGGACGGCAACAGUGAAGAAAAGAGGCAGUCAUUAAUUGAGGUAAAGCAGAUACUAUGUCCAAUUUUGCACCCGGGCUUAACGGUCAGACAGUUUGUUCCAUCAUGUUAGGAGACACCAUUUGAUUCGACCCUAACCAAAAACAGUAAAUAGCCAGGGAUAUUCCAGGUUAUGGAAGCUGAUUUGGUAAAUACAGAAACUCAUAAGGGGUUGAAACGUGUAAAUCUCAUACGUUUUCGCAGGUGCUGUAUUUGGAACGAGAAGAAAAGAUAACUGACCAAUCCAACUUCGUAAAAGACGUGACGUAAUUUUAGUCCACGCGCCCGCGACAGUUCAAAAAAUAGGGACUUUAAGAUCCAACGACGCGACGGCGACAAGGACGUUGCGUAAAAAGUGAAUUUGCGUUCUUUCAGUCUUUAUAGCGAUUAUUCCUACCCAAUUACUUUGUCAAUUGUAGGCGAACCCUCCUGAAGCUGAAUUUCAAGGGACCAAAUUCAAGCUCAGAAAGACAAAUAAAAUUUCGUCGUUGCUUGUUUACGUCCUCCAUAAAACGCGAAAUUAGGCAUUUUCACGUCGUAGUCGUGCAAAAACGGGAAAGAAAUGUACAAAAAAGUGUGAUGCAUGUGGGAAGUUGUUGUUUUGCUAAUUAAACCAAUUGUUUUUUUGACGUUCUCGUUGUCGUCCGCGUCGUUGGAUCUUAAAGUCCCUAUUUAGGCACUCUCACGUUGUAAUCGUGCAGUGACGGCAAAAAAAUGUACAAAAGAAACUUGAACGCGAGUUACAAGUUUCAACCCCUUAUGAGUUUCUGGUAAAUACUAAUGACAUUUAGUAAAAUCAAACUAGUGGUCUAUUAUCAAUGCUACGUUCUGAUUGGUUGAGCUACUAUUAGGCUAUAUGUUAUAGCCCACUGGUAGGGAAAAGCGCCGGCUUUUCGGCGGCAAACAAGGAUUAAAGUUUUGCUUUAACUAGCUUAAGUUGUUUUGUCUGGAUAUUUUUGACCAACUAGUUGGAUUUUACUAAAACAAUUUUUCCUCUCCCCCUCAUGGCCUCUAAGUCAAUAGCCCACUCGGGCUCGAGGAAUAAUUGUCAAGUAUCUACCAAAAAAUCACCGUCCAGUGGAUAAACCGUGCAUAUAAACUAGACGCUUAUCCGAUAGCGAUUUAUCCAGUAACAAACGGGGGGAGGAGUACUCCCUCUAAUGGCCUAUACGGGAGGACCCCCCCCCCCCGAAAGGGGUACCUUUUUCGGUCUUCAGGUAUAUGAAAGCGUAGGGAUUUUACUUGUUGAAGUAUACGAAAGGGUGAGGGAAAUCUGUGAUUUCUGUCUGUAAAAAGGCCCAAAAGGGCUAACAAAUGCAUUUUAUGGUUGUAAAAGUCAAGGUUUCACUUUCACCGUACGCGGGACGAAGUAGAUGACUUGACGUUGUUAAUAACGUAGAUUAGUAAGACAUUAAACACAAUCCUUUUACCCAAGCUUCGUUCUAAAUUUUCAGGAGGACACCAGACGUUGUCUUCUGUGUGGUCUUACAAGAGAUGCUGAACCCUCCGGCCCUGGCCGCCUCAUUUGCUGUGGUUUGGAUGAGUGGGUGCACGUAAAUUGUGGACUUUGGUCUGCAGAAGUGUUUGAAGAUGAUGAGGGCCGAUUGCAGAAUGUUCAAGCGGCUUUGUCUAGAGGCAAACAAAUGGUGAGAGUGCUUUUGACUGUUUUUGUUUAUCUUGAGACCAAGCUGUUGUGGUGUCGUAACCUAUUCCGGGGGUAUUUACACUUGUACCAUUUACAUGGGAAAUCCGAUAAUUCCGGAAAUUCCUGUAGGAAAUCAAAUAGUUCCCGCCAUUCCGUGAUUUGAGGCGAUUCAAGUGUUACAUCGUGUAGCCACGUUAAGUCAAACGUAGUGCGCCUAAUAUUGCAAGCAGUGUGCGAAAUGCUGUGUAAAACAUUUCCGCGUGUAAGUGGAAUAUGUUGCUCACAAUAAAGCAAUAUUGAUGUGUCCGGGCCUUGUGGUUACUCUAAGUGUUGCAUCGUGUAGCUGUUGUAGCUAAAAUCGAUUUCAGGUUAAAUCAGUAUUCAACUUAGUUUUAGUUAAAAUUUCCAGUUUCCUAGCCCUAUUUAUUCAUAGGAGGCAAAGGAAAUUCUGGUUAAACCUGAGAACAGAUUUUACCUACAACAUAGCCACGUCGAGUGAAACGUGUUACACCCAAUAUUGAAACAGUGGUGUUCUAUGUGGCGUUAAUGUUACAGUGUAUAUAUUGCACCAAUAUUACAAGUACUGUUGUUCCUGUGUUUGGGCCUAUGCAAGUGGCGACAUUUGCUAACUGAUUUGUUCUGUUUUUAGAAAUGCGAAUUCUGUGGAGAGGUAGGAGCUACUGUGGGGUGUUGUGAGCCUAGAUGUCCUAUGAAUUAUCACUUCAUGUGUGCAAGAAAGGCGGAAGCACAGUUUCAAGAUGACAAGAAAGUUUACUGCGCCCAGCAUUCCUUUAGGACAAAGAAAGAGGUUGGUUCUUCUAGAAUGGAUGAUGUUCAUUGAUUCCUUGAUGUCUAAAUGAAGGUGUUGAUUUUAAGGCUAUGCUCACACUUUACUGAAUGCCUCCUACGCCGGCACGAAAACCAUUCUGGAUAGGGCUUCUUAGACUUUCUAAAAGUCCCUUUUCUUCCUGGUUGGUUAUGACAUUUUGAAGGACUUUUCACACCUUUUAGGCGCGAAAUUCACUGGUCGAAAAUUCUACCGGUGACGUCAUGACAAUUGACCAAUAGGAUAGCAUAUGACGCUCCCGACACAGCAUAUGUCAAUCAUUUUUUUCCAGCGUAAAUUUAUAAUGUGUUUCAAAUUCAUUUAGGCGAAACAAGUCGACCUCAAGACUUCGUCGCUCGCUUGGUCGCUGCGCGACGUCAGUCAUGUAUUGAAGCUCGACUUGAGCAAGUCUAAGUAGGUCGACUUGUAGUAAGUCUAAGGCUUUCUGUUCAGACGUAAGAACGGUGAUCUCAACGCGAUCGCUGUAACGAAGCCGAAGCUGCGUCGCGCCGAUCUCGAAAGUGGAGCAGCCUCACUUUGGUGCACAAUGAAUAAGGGUCCACUAAGACGGAAGUAAAUAUUCAGGAGUGAUAACUGGGAUUUAGUUAACCAAACUCUCUUGGCCAACCGCUCCAGCACGAUGUCCGGUGUGUGUGGCGACACCAAUUUUAAGGCAUCCGGUAUACUGUGAACAUAGCCUAAAUCCUAGGGAGAACAAAACUCACUAACCAUGUCCCUAGGGAUCUGUACACUCGCACAUGAUCAGAUCGUGUCCCUUGAAACCGCGGGAAAUCGGUUUGCCAGUCGCGCCAAGCAAAUAUGUAUAUAUAUUUUUUUGCUGUCAUGGGCGAGGGACGUAUUUAUGAUAUGUUCUAUACCGUAAAUGACCUAAUGAACGCCCACUUCCAAAUAAACGCCUCUUUUCUAAUAAACGCCCCCUCUACGCUGCUAAAAUUGUAUUAGACGCCUCUCUGUAAUAGACACCCCCUGUCAAAUAGACGCCCCCAUAAGAAUUACUCCAAAAUACUAGGAAUUCAUUCGAUUCAUUCAGUUUCUUGCUUGAUUAACAAGGCUUUACGUAUUUUAUCUUGUUUAAUUUCAAGUUCAAAGUAAGGAUAGACUAAUGAUGGCAACACAAUAACCCUGAGCAAAGAUUGUCGAUGUUGGGAUUUGAAAGAGCGAUAUGGAUCUCUUGACGGCCUAGACGUAUCAAUUGACAGAGUUGAUAUUCCGCCAUUUUAAAACUCUCUUUCUUUUUUCGUGUUUUUUAGCUUGUCACAGUUAUGACAAUAAACGUGUCUCUCUUUUUUAAAACUCCUCCCAUGUAUUAAAAGCCCUCGCAUAGACCCCUUAAAUAAAAUAGACGCCCCGGUCGUUUAUUGGGUCAUUUACGAUAUUUAUUUGAGUUGCGAACUUUGUUUCCGGUGAGGGUCUUGCGAUUUAAAAUAUCUCUUUUCUCUUUUUGUAGCUGUUGAUGGAAAAUGAUGAUUUCUGUGUGGAGCGCCGUGUUUGCGUGGACAUGAGCAAAAUCCGAGCAACUAAGAAAUUUUCAAGAGGCUUCCAGCCUAGCUCUAUUAACCUUGUGCAAGGUAACGUGCGUGCUAAUUAUAGGAAAGGUUACGUUUGCCACUUUGGUGACUUAAAUUCUUGCAAUAAAUUAUGAGUUUUCAAGAAUCUGAAGGUUUUUUCUUUAUUUCUUCUCUAAAGGCUCCCUCACCAUGGAAAACAUGGGCAAACUGAGCGAAUAUUCAGACACAAAACAGGCGUUAUAUCCCAUUAAUUACAGGUUUGUAUAUUUUUAUAAAAAUAUGAUCGUGAAUAUCUAAAUUUAAAUUAAAAUGGUGAAAGUUUUUAACCAAGGAGUUCUUUCAUAAGGAAGUGGAGCGUGAUCAUGCUCCGAACUACGAUGAGCUAGCAAACCUCGAUCAAAGUCAUGUCAUGUGGCUUUUGUUUCUUUUAGCCGGUAAUGUCUCUUAGUUUAAAUGUUGGAGCUACGAAACUCUUUUAGUAAAUAAACCUUUAUUUUCAUUGGCUUUGAAAACACACCUUCCAUUGCUUUUAUGGAGCUAACCAGAGAGAGUGAGCUCAUUUUCUUUAGGGAGCGAGUUAAUAAGCAACUCACGCGGGUGUUGUCCCUUCCUAAUUUGCGAGAAACAUCAUUGUACCUGAAAAUGAAAGCACUAUGGGCUAUAUUCUAAGGGAACAGACGCCCGUCUCUAGACUCCCCCCCCCCCCAUUCCCCCUUCUUUUUUUUUCCCGAUUUUCCAAACAAGACCCGACUCCUGGACUCGUUUUUUGGGGGUUCAAUAGGUUCUUAUAUAAUUGGGAAUUAAAUAUAUAAAGAUCUAUAUCGCUAGCUUCUUGAAGGUCGGACAACAAGUAGUCCCUCAUUAGCCAUUUUCACACCUUGUCCCUUCCGCUCUCGCCCCCUCCCCCCCCAAAAAAAUAUAUAUAUUGCAUACCCAUUCCCCCACAGUUCUUUUGGGUAUUGAAACCAAUGCUUAUGCAAAAAAAGUUUCUUUUGGCGUGGGGUGGGAGUGGGGGGAGGGAGGUGCUAGGGGUCGAGGUGUAUUAUGGGCAAUGUAAGAUUGGUUAAUUCGUUCACGGAUAGUUAAGUAAGCGAAAUAUGUGAGUGUGCGUGAACAUUGUUACCUGCGAGGAAGGUGACACGCAUGUGACAUUUUUUCCUCGUAGGUGGCGAUUUUCGAGCCGUUCACGUGUUCGCCCGCCUUACGAUCUCUGGGAAAAAUAAGGAACUGCUCAGGCGUAGUCUAUAUGUAUGGGUUUUACUGCACUGUGAAUAUGAAUAAGGUAUGCUGUUACUUAUCUUUGUUGAUGUUGUUGUUUUUCAGAGCAAGUCGUCUAUACUGGAGUGUGAAGGAUCCAACCAAACGGUGCCGUUAUUAUUGCACAGUUGAAGAGAAGAAAGUGAAAACAUUUGCGAAGAAAUCACACUCAGAAAAAGAAAAGGAGUUAAAAGACCUUCAAGACUUACACAAAGUUAUUUCCCAUGAAGAGAUUAAAAAGAAGGAAAAGGCAACCAAACACUUACCAUCAUCGCACGGAGAUGUUAAAGACAUUGUUCAACCUCGCGUCAGCAACAAAUCCAAUGAUUUGUUGAACAGUUCUUAUGGAAAGAAACUGAAAAAAAUAGCUCCUCAUCCUGGGCCUUCGCUAAUUAAUCACACUACUUUUCCUGGAGUACUCUUUAAUGAUGCAAGCUUGGUCGCUUCAAACGCAAAUUCGCAUUUAGCUAAACUUCGAAGAAUUCUUCCUGCUCCUCAAAAACCGCCAGCUUUACAAAUUUCUCCGGCGAACUCACCGAGUAAACUGCUUCAGCACUUAGCUCAGCAAAGCAAGCAUAUACCAAGGAUUUUAAGCAAUGCAUAUGCCCGCCUACCACAGAAACCUCCUCAAAAAUCUACCCCGACAUCGACACCAACAGCUCAUAGAACUAGAAAAAGCCCUCCUGUAGCUAAGAGAACUUCUAGCCUCGACGAGAGUAUUCCGCAGACUGUAAGACAAUUAAAUUGCGAUCACGAAGUUGUCGCAAAAACAGCUGAUGCGGAAAUUUCUAAUUCGCCUGUUAAAGAUAAGUCUUCUUAUGCUUGGUUAACGAAUCUAAGAGACCGUGCAAGUGUUUCAAACGUGGAGGAACUCCACGUCAAGUUCGUUAUCACAAAUGAUGAAGGGUUCAGGAUAGAGGCUGAUACUUGUGAAGGUAAGAUGUAGAAGCCUUCUUAAACCCGCCCCCCCGCGAUUCUCCUUCCGUCUUCUUUUUUUUCCUGGAUAAGAAAAGGAGUCUGCGUUAAGCCUUUGAAGUCGCCGCAGCCCGAACGUCUGGACCAGUCAAUCUUGCUUCUUCUCGUCAAACUGGUUUUUCGAGUGCGAGCAUCUGUUUAUUGACAAGCGGGUGGUCAUAACUGCCCACUGAAUCAAGCGCACGGCUGUUAGGCGUGGAUCAGUCUCUUCCCCAGAGCCACUCGGCUUAAUUUGUGUUUCAAGACCACGUGACCAUGAAACGACGGACUCUGGGGACGAGAAUGGUGUGGACUCGAAAUUGUAUCGCAGCAUGAAGCGCAUGCUCAGCGAUGGUUUUACUCGUUUCUCGCGUACGCCAAAAGAAAGGCUCUGACAUAGCCCUUAAGUCUAGCCAAUCAGAGCACGGUUGCGUUAUGUUGUAAUAGAAAAGAUAUUUAGAAGUAAAAGCAAAAACCAUUCACAUCAUAGUGACUUGCUCACAAGCGUUUUUGCCCUUUUUUUCGUCGGGUCUCCACGCUCUAAGAUUGGUUGAAAUAAUAUUGUAGCUGUUUCUUAACAGAAGUAAAAGGUAGAACAGUCGUGUUACCAUAACCUGCUCGCACGCGUUUUUCUUUUCCCGCGCUUUGAAGCCGCUACAUAUAAUUGCUCCGAGAUGUGAUUGGUCCAUUUUAUUGUUAGUUCGUGUUGUGACUGGUCAGUUAAUUUAUCUUAGUUUUGCUGUUCAAAACUGGUCUAUACUACAGUAGUAGUUUUUCGUUCCCCCUUAAUUAUUCUCUGGUAAACAAUGACACCCUGACUUUUUUCUUUUGUGUUUAAUCUCAGCUGCUUGGAAGCAGGUUUUCGAUAUGGUCCAGGAAGCGAGGAUUGAUCGACGUUUGAAGCUGGUUCCCUUUGCAGGUUCUCAGUAUUGUUUUGUUGUUGUAAGGCUUAUGAAGAAGUGUCCUGCAUGUCGUAAGCGAAAAAAAAACUAGUAGUACUGUUAAAUGUGUAAAACGUGCAUUGCUUAUUUUAGUAAACCAACAUAAUAUUGGAAGUGAUAUUAUCUUUUUUUUGAAGAUUGCUUUAAUAGCUAAUAUGUACCACCUUCCUAUAUCUGGGCAAUUCAGUCUUUCUUCUUCAAAGGAUCUGCCAACUAAGUUGAUAAAACCCAACUGUUGAGUUUCGCAGCUUUGCCAACACAGCUCCGUGUUUUUUAAAUAAUUCGUUGUAUUCUUUGCUGACAAGUUAUGAAUUGUUACUUUGCAGGUGUGAAUGGAAAAGCAAUGUUUGGAGUACGUCAGGUAAGUGUCUUGGAUGACGUCAUUAAUGAUGAUGAUGAUGAUGAUGAUGAUGAUACUGACCGACAGACAGAAAGACUGACACUUAAUUUCAACACGUCGUUUCUUCAAGUACAAAACGCUGGUUUCCAUAAAGCCGUUCAUGCAAUAACAUAUCAAAAUAUGAUAAAUAAUUACAGAAAUUGCAGGUACACAAAACUGAAAAUAGAUUUAAUUAGUGCCCUGGAGACCGAGGUGUCGCACAGAUUUCCUAAAAAAUCUCGAGGUGAUUGUGCUUCAGUUAUAGUUGGGAGGAAAUUCCAUAGAUUAGCACCGCGAUAGGAAAAGGUCUAUGAUAAGGAAAAGGAGGAGAAGGGAUACGUGAAAUAUUGUCAGUGACAAUUUUGAUGACUUGUUUUCUGUUUUAAAGGAAUCGAUCGUGUCCAUGUUGGAACAGUUACCAGGGGCCCAUCAAGUCAAGCAGUACUCUUUCAAGUAUAACCCACCGUUUGACAUAAGCAGUUUAGAAGGAACUACUGAGCAGGUGAGGCUAAAAGUCUUUCUCGUCGAUUCUGAGUCAAUUUAACAAUAAAAUAAUUUGAAAUUUUUCUUUUUCGCAGGUCUUAAAAGAAAAUCCGCAUGGUUGUGCUAGAGCUGAGGUGUUUAACAGGUUAGCAAAAUAAGUGAACUCCUUAUAGCACUAAUUAAAUGCUACCUCACCAUCUCGUGAAAGUGCAAAGAAGUUCAUUCACAGACUUGAAGUUAGAAACAUCUCCUAUAGGAUGACAAACAGCACCUUAUAAUAAUAAUAAUAAUAAUAAUAAUAAUAAUAAUAAUAAUAAUAAUAAUAAUAAUAAUCAUAGUAACUCCUCGGAUCGGCACAUAUCCUCAGAAAGGUGCUGGAAGUCUGAGGUCUCGGGAUGAGAAUUGACUGGAUAUUUCUCCCCAGGGAAAAUCCCUGUGCUAAAUUUUACAUAAUAAUAAUAAUAAUGAAUAAUUUUUUAAACAGGCUUCUAGUAGAGAUAAUUAUAUCAUCAUGUCUUUGCGUAGGUUUUACAGAGUAUAAGAAUUUAAUAAUAUUCUAAAUUGGCUUUUUAAGUAAAGAGAUUCAUAUCAUUAUGUUUAUUAGGAUCGUAUUAGGUUUCGCACCGACCUUUUUUUACUUCUAGGUGGUGCUUCUCAAGUGGUGUAGGUUACGUUAUGCGCCCUAUACUACUCAUAAUGUGGACAGCAUUCCAAAGUUUCAUACUGCGACAUAAUAAUGAUAAUAAUAAUAAUAAUAAUAAUAACAACAAUCUUUAUACAGGGAGCUCACUUCACAAAUAGAGAUAUUCAGUGAGGCCCCACAUGAAAUUACAGGCUGCCCUGUAAAGACUCCACGCGGCUGGGCUCAAACUUAGGACUACCUUGUACAGAAUGAUAAACGAUACUACCGAAAAGAAAUUCUAUGAGGCUUUCAUUUAAAUGCUCACACUUUAAAUUUCAUCCACAGACUCAAAAGUUAGAUCCACGGCAUAAUCGACCCAUACCACAUGAAAGUACUGCUCACUAGAUUUCAUUUGAAUUCAUCGCACCCUAAGAUUGCGUCCACAGACUCAAAAGUUGGUUCAUUGUACAUUUCACUUCCCACUUAGGGCAAAAUGUUGGCUUAGGGGAGGGGUAGGUGGGCAGUUUCGCAGAAACGUAUAAUGGUCCCUAAACUUAGACCCACCUUGUAUAGCAUAGUAAUUAACACCUUGGGAAGUGCUACUCAGUAGCUUUAAUUCGAAUUUUUUACACGUCAGAUUCAGAAUCGCUAUCAAACUCUAUCCAUAGUCCCUAUUACUCAUUCCAAUCCUUUUCACUUGUGUUCCUUUUAGAUCCAAAAAGUACGACAUGUUUGCCUUCUUGGCGUCAGUUCAUCGUGUACCUCCUCAGUUGGAAGAAGGUUCAGAGGAGCAAGAGAAUGCAGAACAGACUCGAGAUGGACCGCUUACUGUCAAGUAUGUAUGCUCUGAAUAAACCACAGAACGUUAACGUCGCUUUCAUUUUUUUGGGCAGCGGAAUUCUUCGAGCAGAGAUGGCAGUAAUCAGUCGAUAUGCGAAUUCCACGUCUACGAUGUUAAUUUUCAUUUAAGAUGCUGUAUGCGUUCCUUACCAAAAUGGUGUCUUGGUAGAACAUGCCUUUUCAUGAAAGAAAAAUUACUUGCUGUUCUGUGCUAGCAUUAUAUUUUAUUAAUCAAAGAUUAAUCCGCACCUUUAAGGGAGUGAAGGAGAAGGAAAAUGUCUGUUGCUAAUGCUCGUAAGCGAACAAGAGCGCAUGCGCCAACAAAGAGUGUAUUAUCACAGGCAGACCACCCUCUGUUGGAGUGGCAGUUGUUGUUAUUGAAAUCUGGGCGUCUAUCAUUUGUACUCAAGAGAAGAAAUACAGAUGAGCAUUACGGUGGCUACAAUUUACUCCAAAAUACAGAUUUACACCAAGAUAUUUCAAUAAAAGUUCAACCGAAAUGUUAACUUUGUCAUUUGUGGCUCCAAUUAGGAUUUGCGACUAAAGUCAUUUUGUUUUGAACAAUUGGAUCAUUGUACGUUUCUUGGAAACAUCCCACCCACCCCUCCCCCUAAGCCAACAUCAAUACUUACUUCUCACUAAGGGCAAAAGGUUGGCCUAGGGGAAGGGUAGGUGGGCAGUCUCCCAGAAACGUAUAAUGGUCAAAAUGUUUGCUCAGGGGAGGGGUAGGUGGGCAGUUUCCCAGAAACGUAUAAUGAUCGAACAAUUUACUUUGCAGACGUCCGACCUGCCUUGACCUUCCAAUGGCCAUGAGGUACCGCCAUCUUAAACAGUGUCAAUUCAACAAGGAUGCCGUUGCUGUAUACAGGUGUGUGUUUUACCGUGCCAUUAGCCUGCGAGCAAGCUUCCAUUUAUGGCGGGCGAAGAAAUCCGCGAGAGAACGCGCGAGUACCCCUCUCACUCGCUACUCCUUUUGCGUGCUACUCUCGCGUGACUUCUCGCGGCUCCCCUAAAUGGAGAGCUUGCUCUUCCUUAGAACCGGCCGUUUAAUUCCUCAACUUCCACGGAUGCCUCUAGUAAAAUAAUAAAGAAAUCCCCGAUUCCUGGAAAAAAUAAACUUAUUUGUAAGUGAGGCUUUAGCCUUUAUGUAGCUCUUUAACAAAGCGAAAGCAGAAAAUAGAUACAGGCAAACAAUUGUUGUGCAGCCACAAGAUAAGAAAACUGUUACCGAUAGAUGAGGGCGAUUUUCAGUUUGAUGAUUACAAUUUGCCCCCAAAUUUGGUUUUAUCACCAAUCCACCAAUCAGGUCAAUAACCAGAGUUUGAUACCAUCAACUGACGCGACACAACAUCACUUUGACUCUGAAGAUGCGGACUACUGCAGUCGUUGUCGAAACGUUAGUCGCUGUCAACAACAGCCCUACUUAAGACUAUGAUCACCUGACGAUCAUAUCGGCUACCUAUUUGUGAGAUGACUCCAGGGUUCAAACCUGUCAGUGAUUUAUUAACUGUGGUGGCAAAGUAAAUUUGCUUGCUUAUUCGUUUCUAUUUUAAUUUUCUUUCAAUCCAGAUCUCCCAUCCACGGCCGUGGUUUAUAUUGUACUCGUAACAUCGCUGCGGGCGAGAUGGUGAUCGAGUAUUCUGGAAUGUUGGUGCGGUCCGUUCUUACGGACAAACGGGAGAAAUACUACGAGAGCAAGGUAUGAUCUUUAACAACUUGUAGCAGAAUCUUUCGCGUUAUGCUGGAAAUGGUAAUGAAAUUAUCACAUUCUUUGUGAAGAUUAUUUUCUCGAGGUUCGCGUCCAAGUAACGAGUAUCUUUAAGUUAAGCCUGUGUAACAGGCGCAUAAGAAAUAUGGGCACGCGGCAAGGUAUGCGUGCUAGAGAGGACGACACGCUCGAGGUGAGAGGUAGAUUUUUCUUCUGGCGCGCAUCCCCCUUCCUCUUUGCCACAGCUUUUGUUUGUGCUCCAUAUUGAUUUUUCUUCUGCGCAGGCUUCUUGAAGCGUGAGUCUAUAAAUGAGCAAGCAAAUAACAGACUUAAACUUGCUUUUGGCGCACUUUGCGGGUGUGGCUACCCUGAUUGACUAUGGGAGGUUUUUUCGCUCGAUGACUUGUUUAUUCUCGGAAACUGAAGCCUAUUUGGGAAGCUCUUGGGUAGAGCCUUUUUUUAUAUCUAGAAACUUCUUGCAAUACUAGAAAUUAACUCCAUAGAAUUGGCAGUUUUUCAGUUAGUCGCUUUGUAUGAGUUAGGAUCAAAGACCCAACUGUCUGUCGAUCCAUGACCACUAAUUUGUUUUAUUUUUCAGGGUAUUGGCUGUUAUAUGUUCCGUGUUGAUGGUACUUACGUUGUCGAUGCCACCAUGUGCGGAAACGCUGCCCGCUUUAUCAACCAUUCCUGCGAGGUAAUUAGCCAGCUUCUCUAUUCAAAUUAGUUACGUUUGGCCCGGUAUAAAACGUUAUAUAAAUACUGUAAUACAAUCAUUUAAUACAGUCAUUUUAAUUACAAAUGUCAGAUAAACAUGACAUUUUUAGUGACUAAAUAGAAACAAAAGUGAACAAGUCGCUUUGUCGGAGAUUUAGUUCUAUAAAUAGAAACUGUGUGCAACGCUAUCUCACUAUGGACUAUUAGGGGACGUGAUCUCUUCUUUCAUUGGCUAUCACAAGGUUGCGCUAGAGACUGGAUCAGAAUGCGUCCCUCAGAACAGUGUCACAACGAACCACAGCGCAAUUCGACACAACUCCGACCCAGUCUCUCGUCAAACUUUAAAAUGGCCAAUGAAAACGUCAAAUCGCCUGGAGAGAGCUGAUGUCUAUAUAUGGGAUGGUUUUCCAUAUAGUUGCCGCGAUUCGGACGAUAAGAUGAAAAGACCAAGCGCAAUAUUUUACCAGUUUGAGACAUUUUAUGUUUCAGAAAGAUUAACUCUUUUUCCUCUUUUUCAGUCCAACUGCUAUUCUCGCGUUAUUAACGUGGAUGGCCAGAAGAAAAUCAUUAUCUUCGCCUCAAGAAGGUAUCGUUCUUCCUUUUUCUUAAGUCUUGUAUUGCGUACGGGACUAUUUGACGAUGUUUAGCGCAUUGUUUUGAUUUUUGAUUGGUUCGCUGCUUGUGAUCGUAAUUAUGAUUGGCGGCAGCGAAAAACGCAAUUGUGAAGGCGGCUUUGAACUUCAGCCUCCGCUUGUUUUUGAAAAGCGCAGUAAUCCUCAAAAAAGAGAGUUUUCUCUUUUGCUAAAUAUCCCCCGUUCCCGCUAUUCAGUGUUGGGAUAUAAUAGAACAGUUACGCGCACAAACUUUAAGGUCUCGCUCAACACUGGGCCAGGGGGAGAUAGGAAGGGAAAAAAGAGGUAAAAAAAAGCAGGCCUUCCCAUAGCCUGUGUACAGACCCCCCCCCUGCCGAUUUUUUUGAGGGAGGGGGGUUCUGUACACAGGCAAGCCUUCCCAACACUUUUGUCGAUUGUAGUUAAGACCAUUUGUGAAAGAAGUCGAAGCAUUUUAUUAAUUCGCGUAACUUUUUUUCUCUUGAUUAUGUAUUGACAGAAACUCAUAACUGGUUGAAACGUGUAACUCGCGUUCAAUGGUAAGCUUUCUGGUUUCAACCUUUGAGAGCUUACUCCACUUCCGGAAGUUUUUCCCCUGUUUGUCCGCCAUUUUUGGGGAGGGGGGAGGGGGGGGGGGACGUGAAGUAAAAUUACGUCACGUCGUUUACGAUGUCUGAUUGGUCAGCUAUAUUUGCUUCUCGUUCCAAAUAUACUACUUUUGAAACUGAAUAAUCACGAGUAUCGGACAAAGCAAACAUAUGAGAGUUACACGUUUCAUCUCCUUAUGAGUUUCUGGUAUUGAUAUCUUUAGGAGAAAAUUGAUGUUGAUCACUCUUAAGGCUUCAAGGGUUAAAACCAAAACGUGCCUUCUUUGGUGCCGUUCUGGGUAAAAAUAGAAUCCAAAUAUUGAAAUAACCGUGGUGUUAUUUCAUUCACGAUUAUGCUUGCUAACCACUGUCUUUUCUAAUUGUCUUUUCAGUAUAUCCAGAGGGGAAGAACUGACAUAUGACUACAAAUUUCCAAUUGAAGACGAGAAGCUACCUUGUCUUUGCAAAUCUAAACACUGCAGAAAAUAUCUUAACUGA